Molecule: messenger RNA, 2565 nt
Organism: Paramecium sonneborni
Lineage: Eukaryota; Ciliophora; Oligohymenophorea; Peniculida; Parameciidae
Source: the annotation of a GenBank genome assembly
AUGUAUAAAGGGUAUAUUGAAUAGAUGUUCAAAGAAUUCUAAGUUCAACCAAUUUAUUUGCCAUAUAAAUUUUAAAAGAAUGGAGGUGAAGGAAAUAUCGUAAUAGAUAUUGAUUUAGUAAAAUAGGUAAGAAAUUAAUUUUGAAUAAAGUUAGACUAAUUCAUAAAGAAGAACAUGAACUAAAAUAAUGAAAAUACUAUCCAACAAUUUAUAAGGAUGUUUUCAGUUCAAUUAAUGCUUCCAUUGCAUGUAGUUGAUGAGCUAUUAAAUAACAAUUAAUAGAAUACACAAUUUUAAUUUGAAGAAGAGGUGAGUGGCGAUUCACCAUAAAAAUAAUCAACAAAUAGAAUGAAAUAAUAGAAUUAAUUAGAAGAUAUGAUAUUUAUAUCUUAAAUCUAAUAAAAAAGUGAUAAGAAACCUGAAGAAUAAGUAUUUGUAGAUGAAAUGAAAGAUUUAAAAUAGAUUGUACCUAUAGCAAAUUUAAAAUAAUAUCCAUUAGGCAAGAAUUCAAUAACAAUAAGAGCAAAACUAUUCAAUAAACCAAUAAUAGAGAAAGAAUAAUUGUAAAUUAUAGGAGAUUAUUUCCUCUAAUUUAGAGAUGAUAGUGGAAUGUGUCAGGUUUAUUUUACGAAAAAUAGAAUUAAAGAUAAGUUUUAAUUUUAUUAUGAAAAUCUAGAAGUUUAAAAUAUUUAUGAUGUAAGUGAAGUAGAAAUACAUUGUUAUAAGUAAACUUAUGAAAUUAAAGUUUCUUCAGAAACAUAAUUUAAAUUAUAUAAUAAAGUACCUGUUUUAGAACAAUUAUAAAAUGCAUUAAAAAAUAAUAUGAAAAAUGGUGAAGAAAUAGUUGUAGCAGCAAUGGUAGCAGAAAUAGGUGAAUUAAGAUAACAAAAUAAAAAAUUAAUAUUGUACACAUUACCGAUAGAUAAUAAUACAGAUUAUUACAAAAUACCAUUAAUUUUAUGGGAUUAACAUAAAUUAUUGAAUUUUAAAGUAGGAGAGGUAUAUGUUUUUGAAGGAGUCUAAUUAAAAAUGUAUACUGAUGUGAUUGAAUUAAAAUCUUUAAGAACUAGAUUUAAAGUAUAUAAUGAAACUGAUAAUAAAUAUACUGAUAUUAUAAAGAGUUUAAAUGAUUAAAAAUAAAAUUGGCUUUAAAAUACAAAUUAAAUGAUAUAAAUAGAGAAAGUAGUACAAACACCAGUUUUUAUUAGUGAUAUUCAUAAACCUAGUAAUUGUAAUUGUUUUAAUACUGUUGUUAAAAUAUUAAAAGAUAAACCAGCCAUUUUCUAAAUGAAGAUAUAAAAAUGUGUUAGAUAAAUAAUAGUAACUAGUGACAAUAAUAAUAGUUAAAUAAUUGAAUUAAUAGGUGAUAGAUUAUGUUAAAAGGUUUAUAUAGCAGAAGAAGCAAUUAUAUUUAUAAGUUAUUUACAAUUUGUUAAUAAUAAAAUUGUUGCAAAUGAAUUUCAUACAUAAAUUAGAGUUUUGCCUGAUGAUGAUAUUGAUUAUGCUGAAUAAAUACAAUUAUUAAAGAAUCCUUUUACUAAACCUUUAUCACUUUCUCCAAAUGAAUUGGAAUUAGAUAAAUAAAAUAAUAUAUAAUAAAAAAAUUAAAUAAAAAUUAAAAUCAAUAAUAAUAAAGAUUUAGAAAAUUAGAAAUAAAUCUAAAGUGAUAAUUUAAAGAAAGGUUUAGAAAAAAAUGAAAUAAUGAAUGAUAUAGUUCCAUUAUUAGAAGGUAAAACUCAUUAAGGUAGAUUUAAUGUAUUGGUUUAAAUAGAUGAAUUAUUUGAAGUUAGAUAUCAAAAAGGAAAUUAAAAAUUACAAGAUUUAAGAAUAUCAGAUGAAUCAGAUUCUGGAAAAGUAACUUUAUGGAAUAAUCAAAUAGGAGAUUAUAAAAUUGGUUAAACAAUUAGAAUUGAUCAAAUUGGUUAUGAUAAUAGUAAACAAGAAUUCAAAACAACAUUUCAUACAAAAGUAAGUACUAAUGUACCAAGUAAAAACAUACCUAUUAAAUAGAAAAGAUAAAAUCAAAAAUAAUUAAUUAUUGAUGGCAUUGAAUAUUAGAAUUUUACUUAUAAUUAAGAGUUAAAAUUAAUUAAUGAUAUAAUAAAACUUUAAUAAAAUCUAUUAGAAGAAUUACCAUAUUAAUAUUGUAGAGCAAUGAUUACAGAAAUAUUGGUUGCUAGAUUAUCUUAAUAAUGUCCUUAAUGCACUUAUACUAAAUUAACAUAGAUUAAUGAUGUUUAUGAAUGUUCAGGUUAAAAUGGUAUUAAACAUAUAGUUUCAUUGCCUAAAAUAUUUUGUUAUCUAAAAUGCAAAUUAACAGAUUUUACUGCAUCUAUAGAGGUAGUUUUUGGAGAUGAAAUUUGUUAAUAGUAUAUCCCUUAAAAUAUAAUGAAUGAAUUAUAUAAAAAUCAAAUGACAGUAAUUCCAUAUUUUGAUUGCUUGAUGUACAAAGAAUUCACUUUUAAAUUAUGGCUUUAAAAAUAAAAAGAUUAAGAAAACAAGAAAAUUAAGAUAAUGAAACUAUUUUAAACAAAUUACUUAAAAAUUAUAGAUUCAUAUUUAUGA